Cavenderia fasciculata is the source of this 4092-nucleotide messenger RNA. RefSeq lists its product as uncharacterized. Bases 1 to 4092 code for a protein of 1363 amino acids. NCBI's taxonomy places the organism in Eukaryota, Evosea, Eumycetozoa, Acytosteliales, Cavenderiaceae. The transcript has 3 exons. The record is from RefSeq and is a predicted model, not a curated record.
AUGUCUGAAGAUUUACAAUGGAUAAAGAAUAAAAAGAAUAACGACACUAGUAAUACUAAUAAUAAUAAUGGUAGUAACAACAAGGUUUAUUAUCGUCAAUCUCGUCUUUAUGAACAGUCAGAUUAUCAGAUACCAAUCAAUAAUGAUGACACCUCAAAGAAUACAUUACCAACAACUUCAACAUUUGCUGUUAAUCAUACCAAUGUAAAUGAUUACCCUUCCAUCGAAGAAUAUGAUCAACAACAUGUUACAGAUACAACUGUUUCAAAACAACAAAAACAACAACAUCCUCCUUCUCCUUCUCCUUUUGCAACACCAAACCAUACUUUUAAAUCUUUUACAUUUGAUGAUAAACCCUCCUCAGUAACAGCAGAAGGAAACUAUUCAGAUCGAUAUCAUCAACAUCCUCCUCCUCCUCCUCCUCUUACUCCAACCGCCUCCAAAAAUGACUUUAAAUCAAAGAUAUUUGAAUGGUCAACAACUAGUACUCCCAACUCUCAAACAAAUGUUUUCUCCACUCCUUCCAAACAACAACAACAACAACCAUCUUCACCAUAUUCAACAAAAAAUGAAAUGUUAAGGAGUCUACUAAAUACACCAACAUCCAAUUCAAAGAUUGAAAAGGUAGAGACUAGUAAUAUUUGGGAAGAGUAUGAAAGAAAAAAGAGAGAGCAGACACCACAAACACCACCAUAUUAUGCGGCUGCUACAAACGACCCACACCAACAAACUACUCGUCAAAUGUUUGUUGGUCAGAUGUUGAUGGGAACACCUGCUCCAACUCCACCUCCCAAACCACAAUUAAAGGCCCCUUUUCGAUUCCAGAGACAAGACGAUGAACCAAUUGAAGAUGUUGAUUUUUCCUCCAUUAAAAAGAACCAACCCAAUAAUAAUCAAAACAACAAUCAUAAUAUCAAACUUUGUCACCAUCAUCAUCAACAACAACAACAACAACCAAUCCAACAACAACAACAAGAAUCAAAACAACAAUCAUAUGAAAAGAAAAGAAAAGAAUGGUCAAGUAGUAAUUUUGAAGAUGAAAAUCUGCAAGUUGACGAAAUCGUAGAGGAUACAGUUCCUCCUCCAAUCUCUAGUAAUUUAAAUCGAUCAUCGAUUGCAGAAACAACUAAAAAUCAGACAGCAACGACGCCAACAAAAUCACAUCAACUUAAAUUGGUUCGAUCAUCUUCAUCGUCUUUAUCCUCUUAUUCCAAUCUUAAAAGAAACAACAGCUUUCAAAAAGAUAGGGAAUCAUUUGGUGGACUAUUGAAAGAUCAUGUUAAUAAUAAUAGUGGUGGUGGUGGUGGGACUCAUCACAGCAAAUCAAUUAAUCCUUCUCAACAAUUUAAUAUAACAUCAAGUCAACAAAGUAUUCAAAGUCAAAUUAGUUCAACUACAAGUCACAAAUCGGCAUUUGUCAAAAGUAGUAGUAAUUUAAUCAUUCACGACGAACAAGAAGAUCAAUAUGGCGACGAUAACGAUAUAAUAUCUUCAACAAUUAUUCCACCACCACCACCAAAUAUUUCUCAACCAUUAAAACAAACAUCACCAAUUAUUGAAACAACCAUAAAUUCUCCAUCUCAAAAUUUUAACAUCAGAACACACAUUGAAAGCUUUUACAAAGAUCUACAACCAGAGGAAAUUCAAAGUUCUCAGCCUCCUUCCUCUGAAGAAAUGACAAAUGAUGCGCAACUAUCCCCUACUCCACCCAAAGUAGAAUUAUUUUAUAAUAGAGAAAAAUUUCUAACACUCGAGUCAAUGAAAAAAAUGAAACAAGAAAACUAUGAAGAAAUUGAUGAGGCUAAUAAUGAGGAUCAUGACGACGAUCUGUUUGAAAAUCGAAAUCUUUUUGAAACCUUUAAAAAGUCAGAAGCAGAGGAUGGGACAAACUUUUCAAGACAACAACCAUCAUCAUCUCUACAACAAAGAACUGGCGAUACUCAAAACUUUAAGAGUAUGUUGGUAAAUGCUACACCUAUGGAUCAUUCGUCAAAGAAAGCUGCACCCUCUUCAAAAUCAAUGAAUCGUUAUGAAAAACUAGGCGGUUUGUCUGGUCGGCUAUCAACACUUUUGAAAAAACAAAAUUUUAACUGUGACUGGAUUUCUCAACGAUCUGUCAUGCCAACACAAAUCCCCCCAACUUCAAACAAUAUCUACAAUCAUACAAUCUUGGAAUUAAAAUCACAUUUUGCAUUAGAGUUGAACAUAGUGGUGGCAGAAUUACCUUCACUCAUCCAACCCCAUGUAUUUGUAACAACUUGUCGAGUAAUCUCCAACGUCGGGGGUGCAUCUGAAAAUGACGACAGUCAUUUACUGCCAGCAGAUGACUCACUUAUCACUGUAAUAUUCAACAUGCAACAAAAAGAUGAUUGGGAAAUCCAAGUUGGAACACAUAUAUGCUUGGAAUAUUGGCACAUGUUUCAUAGCACCACCAAAUCCAAACCCACCAUACUAUGUUUGACUGGUAAACUUUUAACAAAAGCAGACCAAUUGGAAGAAGAUCUUCUUGAUGUUGUUCAAGAACAAUUUGAUAUCAUAUCAAUCAAAGACGAAAAAAAUGAAAACAUUUUAAACAAUCACUUGUCCUCUGACCCAAGUCUGAAAGAGGAACAACAAGAGACCAAAAAUAUUUUUGAAGAAUAUAUUUUUUCGGACCUUGCAAGGGUACACCAAAAUCUUUUGGACAUUCAUUUAUCGGUGAUUAUUCUCCGAUUUGAUCGAUUAAAAAAGAAACAAACAAAUCAAGAAUACAUUAGAAUUAUUGUAAAAAACAAUGGAACCAUUGGAGAGAUUCAAAUUCCAUUGACUUUGGACAAACAAUUGGAUAAAUGGAUACAUCUAGUCGAGUGUGGUCAAAAUCCUCCCUUUCAAUGUUUCUUUAUGGGUCUAACCUUUCUCCAAUGCAAGAGAAUAGAAUGUUCCUCUCCCGAGGGGUCCAUCAUACUUUCUCACAUACAACCAACCCUCAGACCUCCAUCCAAAACCUUUUCACUCGUCGUUUUACAAGCCAAUUCAGAUACCCGAUUUAUCGUCAAGGAGAGAUCAAACCAAGCACAAGACUCAUUACUAUAUUGCUCUCCCAUUCAACAUGUUUACUCGGUUCCUUCUCUGCUCAACAGCGAUAUUAAAUCAAUGGUUGGUCAAAGAAUAUCCAUUCAAGGAACCAUAUCACAUAUACACCCAUCACAAUUUACAAAUACACCAAUUAACCAACAAGCCAAUACUUUAUUUUCAACUCUCACUCUAUUUUUAUAUGACAACAACCAUCAACAGCAGUUAUCUAUCAAUUCUCUAUCAAUUACACUUUGCAAACAAUUUUGUGAAACUUAUUAUUAUCGAAACAAACAAAAUUCACCUCUACAAAAGCAACAACCUCAACAACCAUCAUUAUUUGUAAUAGGCCAAACCAUUUUGUUUAGAGAUGUUUUUCUAUUGCCACCUUCCUCUACAAGAUCCUAUCCACUUUUACUCACUGAUAUUUAUACAAGUGUAGGACCUGUCUACCAUCAAGAAAAUGUUGACCUCGACCUCUCAGCCACUCAAUCAAUACCCAUCGAUGACUUUGUUACAUUAGUUGAAAAUGAUGGAUUAGAGAUGAUGUCAUCCUAUCAAUGCUUGGUCAGUGCUCAACGAGCCGAGAUUAUAGAAAUUACCAAAGAGUUUAUAUAUCGAGGAUGCACUAAUUGUUUUGCAUCCGUCAGACCCUAUCCCAAUCGUGCCACCAUCUGUAUGGGCUAUUCAAAAGAACCAUUCUUUUGUCCAAAGUGUCGCAUACUCGUCGAUAGUUCCUUGAUGGCAGAAUUAAAUCUUCUUAUCAAACUUUCAAAUGGAUUCCAAGUGGUUGUAAAGAUUGGACACCCCUAUUCAGCACAACUAUUCCCUGGCCCUAUUACCUACCAAAAUAGAUUAGAAUGCGAAGACUAUAUUAAUAAUAUCAACAACCAUCCUUGUCGAUCACUGAUUAAUAUUCAUGGAGGCAUUUUAUAUUCUUUAUUCAACAACCAAAUCAUCGAUGAUGUCCAAGACAAAUUCAUUGAUCGAUUUGAAAUUGAAACUAUAUCAACACCCGAUAUAUUUACUCUUAAUGAAUAA